Molecule: messenger RNA, 1396 nt
Organism: Ceutorhynchus assimilis (cabbage seed weevil)
Lineage: Eukaryota; Metazoa; Arthropoda; Insecta; Coleoptera; Curculionidae
Source: the annotation of a GenBank genome assembly
AUGUUUUCGCAACUUUCGGAAACUUUUGUAAUGGAUAAUCCCGAUUUUGAAAACGAAAAAAUAUUUUUGGCCUACGACUUUGUACACAUCUUUAAAAAUAUUUACUUUAAUUGGCUAAACCUUAAAAAUUAUGAAAACACAUUUAUUUAUCCUGAUUUCAAUGAUUUUUCAAUAAGUAAAAAGGCAUCUUUUGCACAUAUCAGGCAGCUUUAUAAAAAAGAGCUUGCUCAUGUAGCUAAAAAGGCAUACAAACUGAAUGAUAAAACUGUUUUUCCUAACAAUCUAGAAAGACAGAAUGUUAAUUUGGCUGACAAUGUCUUCCACGAUUCUACUAUUGCUGCAUUGAAAUGUUAUGACGAAUAUAUUGAAACUUCAGAAUUUAUGCAAAUUAUAAGAAAUUGGUGGAACAUAGUUAACACAAAGUCAGUACUUAAAGGAAAAUUAAAACGCCAAGAAUUUUCUAAACCAGUUUCAUCAAGCUCUGACAAUUCUAUAGAGUUUUUGAAACAUUUUUUAGGUUGGCUUAAUCAAUGGCACAGUGAUAAAAAUAGUGUUGGCCUAACUAAGGAUACCUCUAAUGCCAUAAGGCGAAGCACUGAGGUUCUUAUUUCUUUGACUGAAUAUUCUUUUAGUAAAUUCCAAAUUAAAUAUAUACUUCCUGGAAUGUUUCAAACAGACAAUUUAGAAAGGCGUUUUAGUAGGUACAGAAAUCUCUCGGGCAGUAAUUAUAACAUUUCAUUUUAUCAAGUGUUGGAGUCAGAAAAAAAAAUUCGACUUCAGAAUCUUUUAAAAUCAUGUGACUCUGAACAAGAUUUAAAUUUUCUGAAGUCUCGUUUUUUGCAAGAAAAUAGCAGCAAAACAGAAAUUGACAUUUCAGAUUUUAAUUUUAUAUUAAAUACUGAUUACCUAGUAAAAUAUGAACUUGAUGAAUCUGUUAAAACAUAUAUUUGUGGUUAUGCAGCACAUUCUCUUCAAAAAAAAAUUAAAUGUACAACAUGUUUGUCAUUAGUGAUUAAAAGUAAGGGUGAAAUUAUUGAAGAUGAUUAUUUUAACCAUUUGCAAAGAGGAGGUCUAUGUAUUGCUUCCGAUGAAAUUGGAUAUAUUUAUUAUCAUAUUUCAGCAAUUUUUAAUUUUAUCGGAAGUGAUACUAAUACCGAACAAUAAUUUUUUAGUAGGAGUGACCACAAAAAUAUACUAGCAACACUUAGUUUGAAAAGUUUGGAACCCCAACAGUUUUUAAUAAAUUUCAAUCAAUUUUGCGAAUGUGGCGUAUCAUAUUAUAAAAUGUAUUACACAGUUGCUCUUAUUUUUGCUAAUAUUAUUUUAAACAAUUUUGUAAAAAAUAAAAAUAGUGAAAUUCACAGGAAUAAAAAUUCAAACCUAAAGAAAAGAAAAC